ACUCAACAAGACAAGACAUGAAUCCUCCGACAUGUUCGAAGUGGUCGCACUUCCUGCUAAUGUUACUCACAGAACUAGCUGUUAACAAAUUGUUGAUAUGAAUUAUGAAAACAUCACGUCGCAUUAAUUUGACCGAGUGCUCACGUGACUGAUCGUAACAGUUUCCAGCUCAGUUGGACUGAAGCGGAAGUGAUAAUUUAGCCGUUAGCUUGACUAGCGAGCUAACCGGUGAAACGGAAACGGAAGCGAUGUACAGAUUUCUCUUUCGUUGCUGUUGAUACUUUUGAAUGUGAUGCUCAUUGAGAAGGUUCGACUUCACGACACGUUUGUGUUUCAGAGACUUUAAUAUUCUUCACGGACGAAACCCGAGCGAGGAGGUAGCGGUUAGCUUAGCUGCUUCACCAGCUAACAGGGUUUAACUUAACGGAAACAGGUUUAGCGAUGUUGCUAAUGACUGCUAACAACAUUUACUAUGAGUAUAGAUGAUUGACAGUGGACUGUGGUGUGUGAUCUUCUCUGUCUGUAGCCGUCUGUGACAUGUAGCACCAGGUGACCCCGGUCAGUGAUGAGCUGUGGAACCAGAGACAUCACAGUCAGAAGAGUUUCCUCCAGGAAGAGGUCGAGGGACGGAGCUCAGACUCUGCUCACACCGGCAAAGAAGCGAGGAGGAGGAGGAGGAGGAGAAGAAGAAGGGAGAGGAGGAGGAGGAGGGAGAGAAGAAGGGGAAGGAGGAGGAGGAGGGAGAGAAGAAGGGAGAGGGGAAGGAGGGAGAGGAGGAAGAGAAGGAGGCGACGGCGGCUCCGGUCUGCGGCGAUGUCCCGGGAACAGGAGGCUCAGCAGUGGGACCAUGACUCACACACAACCUGCUGAGUUCUGCAGCGACACAGAGGAUUUAUUCGGGGACUACGACAGUUUCCUGGAGAACAGUUCUCUCCUGGCGAAGCUGGAUGAUGCAGAACAAACCGAGCGGCGGCGCGAGCUUCAGGUCGUCGCUGUGGAUCAGCAGGACCUCGUCCAGAAACCGUCCUGCGAAGAAGACGCUCUCUCGGACUCCAUCCUAGUCGGCCUCGGAGACGAGCCCCUCGAGGACUUACCUGCCAGUCAGAGUCAGUUUGAAGAGGAGGUUUGUGAAGCCGUGAAGAGGAGCAGGAGGCAGGACGGAGAUGAUAAAACCUCCACGCCUCAGAGAGACAGGACGUCCGAGUCCGGAGCAGAUCGGAGACGCAGCCGAACGGGGAGGAGCGUGACGGAGCAGCUGAAGAGGACGAUGCUCUGUAACGCUGCGGCUCCGGCGAACGUCUCUCUCAGCACCGUGCUAAAGGAAGCGGUAGUUUCCGAGGAGAUCAGCGUCGCCAUGCAGGCCAUGGAGACGGUGUCCGCGGAGACCACCGACCUCGGGCCAUUCUUCGGACUCCCGACCAGAGUGAAGGACCUGAUGCUCAAACUCAGAGGAAUCAAGACUUUAUAUGAUUGGCAGGAGACGUGUCUGAACCUGGACUGUGUCCGGCAGAGGAAGAACCUGAUCUACUCUCUUCCCACCAGCGGAGGGAAAACCCUAGUGGCCGAGAUCCUCGUCCUGCGAGAGCUGCUGUGCAGGAAGAAGGACUGUCUGUUCAUCGUUCCCUACAUCUCACUGGUGCAGGAGAAGGUCCGGGGGUUGGCGAGCUUCGGCCUGGAGCUGGACUUCGUGGUGGAGGAGUACGCUGGCAGUAAAGGCCGGUUCCCUCCGGUGAAGAGGAGGAAGCAGAGCUCACUGUACAUCGCCACCAUCGAGAAAGGCCACAGCCUGGUGAACUCCCUGAUCGAGGCUGGUCGGCUGGAGAACCUCGGGCUGCUGGUGGUGGACGAGCUCCACAUGCUGGGCGACGGCAGCAGAGGAGCAGUAAUUGAAAUGACUCUGGCUAAAGUUCUGCACAUGAGCAGUCAGACUCAGAUUAUCGGGAUGAGCGCCACCUUGGGGAACAUCGGAGACCUGCAGACAUUUCUAAAGGCGGAAAAUUACACAAACGACUUCAGACCUGUUCAGCUGAAAGAAUACGUGAAACUGAAUGACACCAUCUACGAAGUGGACCCGAAGGAAGACGACUGCUUCAGGUUCUCACGUCUGCUCAACUUUAAGUAUUCCAGUUCGAUGAAGAAGAUCGACCCCGACCACAUCAUCGCCCUGGUGACCGAGGUCAUCCCCUCCCACUCCUGUCUCGUCUUCUGUCCGACCAAGAAGAACUGCGAGAACGUCGCCGCGAUGGUCUGCAAAUAUCUGAAACAGGAGUUCCUCCGGCACCGCGAGGCGGAGAAGGUCGUCCUGCUCCGGGAGCUGAAGGACAGCGGCGACGGCUCGUUGUGUCCGGUGCUCCGGAGGACGGUGCCGUUCGGCGUGGCAUACCACCACAGUGGACUGACCUCCGAGGAGAGGAAGCUGGUGGAGGAGGCAUACACCACCGGAGUCCUCUGUCUCCUCACCUGCACCUCCACCCUGGCUGCCGGGGUCAACCUCCCUGCCCGAAGAGUGAUCCUUCGGUCUCCGUACGUGGCCUCUGACUUCCUGAAGAGGAGUCAGUACAAACAGAUGGUGGGUCGAGCGGGUCGAGCGGGGAUCGACUCGGUGGGAGAGAGUGUCCUGGUGCUGCAGGACAAGGACCGGACGACGGCUCAGACUCUGGUUUGUUCUCCGAUGGAGAAGUGCUUCAGUAACCUGCUGCAGCAGGACAGUCGAGGCCUCCUGAGCCUCGUCCUGUCGCUUGUCGGACUCAGUAUCACCACCUCGAUGGAGCAGCUGAGGACCUUCCUACAGGGCACGCUGCUGUUCGUCCAGCAGGAGGCGCUGUGUGUGGACCGGAGCCUGUGGGACGAGGUGCAGCAGUGUGUCGAAGUCCUGCAGGAGAAGGAUCUCAUCGCCGUGACAUCACAACCUCAGGGGACGAAGCUGCAGGUCACCAAGUUGGGACAAGCCACGUACAAAGGCUCGGUGGACCUGACCCACAGCGGCCUCCUGUUUCAGGACCUGUCCCGCGGUCUGGAGGGUUUGCUGCUCAACAGUUACCUGCACCUCGUCUACCUGGUGACGCCGUACGACCUGACGACCCAGUGCAAACCCGACUGGAUGAUCUUCUUCAGACAGUUCACGCUGCUGUCGGCCGCCGAGCAGAAGAUGUCCGCCGCCGUCGGCGUGCCGGAAGGCUUCGUGGCGAGGAAGGCUGCGGGACAGACGGUGAAGAACAGCGUGAACAUGGCGGCGGUGCAGCGCAUGUAUCUGGCUCUGGUGCUGUUCUCUCUCCUGAGGGAGACGAACCUGUGGACUGUGGCCGACCGCUUCCAGCUGAGCCGAGGCUUCGUCCAGACGCUGCUCAGCUCCGCGUCGGCGUUCUGCUGCUGUGUGCUGCACUUCACCGAGGAGCUGGAGGAGUUCUGGCCGUUCCGAGCGCUGCUGACCGAGCUGACGCGCAGGCUGAGCUACUGCGUGAAGGCCGAGCUCAUCCCGCUGAUGGAGGUCGCCGGGGUCAUGGAGUCGCGAGCAAAGCAGCUGUUCAACGCCGGCUACAAGACGCUGACUCACCUGGCGAACGCCGACCCGGCCGUUCUGUCCAAGACCGUCGAGAACCUGUACAAGAAACAGGCCAAUCAGAUCGUGGCCUCGGCCAAAAUGCUGCUGAACGAGAAGGCGGCGGCUCUCCAGGAGGAAGUGGACGAGCUGCUGACGAAGCCGUCAGAUCUGCCCACGGAUCAACUCAGCUGACUUUUAUUCUCUUUGUGAUUUUUUUCAUUUUUUCAUUUGAAAAACUUAUGGUAUUAAAAUAAUGUACAACACGA
Molecule: messenger RNA, 3807 nt
Organism: Scophthalmus maximus (turbot)
Lineage: Eukaryota; Metazoa; Chordata; Actinopteri; Pleuronectiformes; Scophthalmidae
Gene: helq
Product: helicase, POLQ like
Exons: 19
Coding region: 566-3733 (1055 amino acids)
Molecular function (GO): nucleic acid binding; ATP binding
Source: RefSeq, a predicted model, not a curated record